ACCAGUCUUCAACGAGGAAAAGGAGAACUUGCUUUUAAAGGAGGAUGACAAUGAUUUGUCAGAUAAUAGUAUUAGUAGUCCUUGUUCUUCAGACUCUUCUGAAGCCUUUGUUAAGACGCAAAUGGCUCAUGCGAAGAUUCAUCAAAUUUCUACGCCAACUGCUGCAAAUUUGAGAACUCCAAAGAUCGAUGUGCCUUCGCCGAAGGAAAAAUCACCGUCAACUCCGAUUUCUGAGUUGAUAGAAGUGGCGAGCCAAGUGACGGAGAAUUCAAAGGCCAAAUCAAGCGAACAGCCGAAGUGUGAAACAGCCCAAAAACCCGUGCCUUUUCGAAUCCCCAAGAAGACACAGAAACCAGAAGUGCGACUCGUCGAUCAGAUUCUCGGAAAUGAGACUAUUGUUGAUGAUCCAAGGCCUUUGAAUUCGCAACGGUUUUCUGGAUUUAUCGAGCAGUAUGACCUGAAGAAUAAAAUCGGCUCUGGAUCUUAUGGAAAAGUGUUCAAAGGACGUCACCGGGACACUGGGCGUGAAGUGGCCAUCAAAAAUUUGUCACUUGAAGGAGAGAAGCAAGGAUUUCCACUGAGUGCGAUUCGGGAGAUUAAGACUUUGCGCUUGUUGAACCAUCGAAAUGUAGUGCAAUUACUCGAUGUGGCCACGGACUCAAAUCAAAAUAUUAGGGAUCCAGAAAGCGAAAUUUUCUUGGUCUUCGAGUACGUGGAACAUGAUUUGAAAGGGCUACUCGAAUCUGACUAUUUGCAACUUAACUUCAUCCAAGCGGCAGCACUUUUUCGGCAAUUGUUAGAAGGAUUAUUAUACUGUCAUGAGCAUAAAGUCGUACACCGAGACCUAAAGCCAUCGAAUAUUCUUUUAAGCAAUAGGGGCAUUCUCAAGUUGGCAGAUUUUGGAUUAGCGCGGCAAAUUGAUCCGGAGAACACGCGCCCAUACACGAAACAAUCACUUUAUGGUACCAUUCUCCCGAAUUGUUGCUUGUGCCGGGUGUGCGGCUCGAUGAUCUCAAGGGUGUGGCCAGGUGUAACUCUUCUUCCAUCCUACAAUAUGGUUCCGAAGCAACACUUUGAGAGACGAUUGAGGGCAAAUAUUCAAAAAUGGAUUCCGGAAGGUGCCGCUGAUUUAAUCGACAAGAUGUUGACUCUAGAUCCAUCAAAGCGACUAACGUGCAGAGAAGCCCUGGACCAUCGAUUCAUCGCCGGCAUCAAUUACAGUCGUCUGGAGCCUCUUGUUUUGCCGGCUGAUCACGAAUGCAACGAGUUAUGGCUGAAGAACGCCCGCAAGGAAGGGAGUUCAACUCUUGUCGAGGAUAUGCGAAGAUUU
This is a messenger RNA of Mesorhabditis belari, 1330 nucleotides long. NCBI's taxonomy places the organism in Eukaryota, Metazoa, Nematoda, Chromadorea, Rhabditida, Rhabditidae. The record is from the annotation of a GenBank genome assembly.